This is a messenger RNA of Colius striatus (speckled mousebird), 1469 nucleotides long. RefSeq names its product N-acetyltransferase 9 (putative) (gene NAT9). The transcript is spliced from 6 exons. Gene Ontology annotation, biological process: protein acetylation. Bases 442 to 1062 code for a protein of 206 amino acids. The record is from RefSeq and is a predicted model, not a curated record. Gene Ontology annotation, molecular function: N-acetyltransferase activity. NCBI's taxonomy places the organism in Eukaryota, Metazoa, Chordata, Aves, Coliiformes, Coliidae.
GGGGCGCAUGCGCGGGAAGGCGCGGCGGCGGCAGCGAGCGCGGCACCUCAGCCCCGGGGACCACCCCAGUUACCCCCGCAGCUCCCCUCGCGCCUCGCCCGUCCGCCUUGGGCCCCGAGCUCCCCUCGGAUCUUCCCUCAGGCCCCGCGCCUCGCCCCGGAUCUCCCUCAGCCCGGGAUCUCCCCUCAGCCCGCGCUGUGUCGGAGCAGGGCGUCUCCAGCACCGCCGUGGGGGUCAUGAAGUGUUAAGUGGCCCCGUCAGGGCAGCCCCCCAGCUGCUGUUGGGCCUCCGAGGGCAACCUGCGCUGCGGCAGGCCUGGCCUGGGUUGGGGGAGCUGGAAGGAUGGGGCUGGUGUGAGCUGGGGCCUGUCUGCCGUCCCAUCCCUUGGGCUCGCUGGAGACUCUGAACGGGGUGUUUGGUCUCUGUCUCAGUGCAGAUGCCAUGAGGAUUAACCAGAACACCGUGCUGCAAGGACAGAGGGUGACCCUGGUGCCGUACACGUCUGCACAUGUGCCCCGGUACCACGAGUGGAUGCAGUCGGAGGAGCUGCAGCGCCUGACGGCCUCUGAACCACUCAGCCUGGAGCAAGAGUACGAGAUGCAGCGCAGCUGGCGGGAUGAUGCAGACAAGUGCACCUUCAUUGUGCUGGACAGGGAGCAGUGGGCCGGGCUGGACCAGGACUGCAUGGUGGGAGAUGUCAACCUCUUCCUCACCAACCCUGAGGAUCCCACUUUGGGCGAGAUCGAAAUCAUGAUUGCAGAGCCCAGCUACCGAGGCAGAGGGUUUGGCAAGGAGGCAACUCUGAUGAUGAUGGCCUAUGGAAUGAAAAACCUGGGGAUCACCAAAUUUGAGGCUAAGAUUGGUCAGGAAAAUGAAGCCAGUAUCUGCAUGUUCAAAAAGCUGCAUUUUAAGGAGGUUGCUGCAAACAGCAUUUUCCAAGAGGUGACACUGAGGCUGGAUGUCAGUGAGCAGGAGAGACAGUGGCUUCUGGAACAGACAAAGCAUGUGGAAGAGAAGAGCUACAUCGAACUGAAGGUGCCUACUGGGGUGCUGGAGGCCUGACAGACACAUCCAGACACGGGUCUGGUUCCCAAGAAGGAGCUGGAUGCUGCCUCAAGGUCUGGAUGAGGAGCUCACUCCUGAGCCAAUGCUGCAUUCCACUCUUUCCAUCUGUCUUCUUCAGUUUCUUUGUCAUCUUGUCAACUUUGCACCUGAAAUUAGGUCCUGGAGAACAGCCACUAAUUCCCAGCCUUGAGUAGGAAGAACUAGAACCUUAACAAACUACUCCAGCAGAGCCUAAAAUCACCAGCAAUUAAUUGAUUGCAGUUUCUGAACAAGCAGCACCCACUCUUCCUUCUCCCUCUGCCCUUGGAGGGGGGUUCCGUGGAGGCAGUCUCUGUGCUGGUUCCUCAGGCCGGUUUGUCUUCAAUAAAACAGCCUGACACAACUCUCAGGGUUCCCCAGGAGCA